This is a messenger RNA of Aedes albopictus (Asian tiger mosquito), 1632 nucleotides long. RefSeq names its product fibrinogen-like protein A. The transcript has 2 exons. NCBI's taxonomy places the organism in Eukaryota, Metazoa, Arthropoda, Insecta, Diptera, Culicidae. The record is from RefSeq and is a predicted model, not a curated record. Bases 45 to 1049 code for a protein of 334 amino acids.
AUCAGGUUCAAACUAAACGCUGUGCAAAAUUUUUAAUAUUGCUUAUGACAAAUAUGACGCAAAAGUAUAAGGUAAUUCUUUGGAUACUGGUGAUCGGUGAUAUAUCAUUGGCUCAAACUAGCUCUAGUGAAAAUAUAAUGAAAGCAGACGAAUCGUGUAAAACUUGUGACGUGCUAGUCCAAAAAAUGGAGUACUUAGAAACUAAAUUCUUGGAACAACAGUUGGAGCUCAAAACUCUUAUCGAACAAAUCAUGCAGACUCAGGAUAACCUUGUGAAAAUAGCCAACGAGAAGAUGGAAAAGCGUGAAAUAGAUCCUACCGAGAUCAACUCCGCAGUUUUGCAGGAACAAAAGUGUCAUGACUAUCAACAGCACGUUAUGUUAACCGAUAGCACCAGUGCAGUUGAACAGUCAAACUAUAUUACAUCAUGCUCGGAAGAGUCCACGAAGGUAUCCGGAAAGUAUUCGUUACAUCUAUUCCCGAAUGAAAUGCCUAUCCAAGGAUAUUGCGAGCAAGAGACAGCCAAAGGUGGGUGGUUGGUCAUUCAGCGCCGAUUUGAUGGUUCAGUAGACUUCUAUCGCAAUUGGACUGAUUACAGAGAUGGCUUUGGCGAUGUUGAUGGUGAAUUUUGGUUCGGAUUGGAAAAGGUGCAUCGGCUUACGAAGAAUCGAAAUCAUGUUCUGAUGAUUGAACUGGAAGACCUUAAAGGCAAGUUCGUCUAUGCUCAGUACGAUGGAUUUGAAAUUGGCAGUGAAGAGGAAAAGUACUCGUUGAAAAAACUUGGAAAAUAUAGUGGAACGGCAGGCGAUUCUUUGUCGAAGCAUCACAAGGGAAUGAUGUUCUCAACGAAGGACAACGACAAUGAUCGAGAUAACCAGAAGAACUGCGCGAUGUAUGUCAUGGGAGCAUGGUGGUACCGAAGUUGUCUUGAUAGCAACCUAAAUGGACUGUAUGACGAUAAAGAUAAAAGAAAAACCAUCACCUGGUAUAGCUUCAAGAAGAGACUGGGAGGUUUCAAGUCUACAAGGAUGAUGAUUCGUGAAAAAUAAAUAUUCAAUGUUUCAAAAAAAAUAAAAGUCCCUACAUAUGGAUUCAUGCAAAAUCAUCUGUUUCAGUACAUGUAUUUAAAUAUGCAUGAAAGAUUAGUUAUAUCGUCUGCUUAAGUUUUUACGUGCAACAUUGUAUAUCUGUACAAAACAAAUCCAAAAGAAAUCCUAAAGAGCCAAAAUAAAAAAAAUAUCAAGCGACAAUGCAUUGCCCAAAUAUCACCCCGGUAACAAAAUCAACGCGCGAGAUUGAUUUCCCACCAAGUGGGCAGAAGAGCAAUUUCUCGUCACAUAAACCAAUCAGCCGGCCGAACCCACGCAAGGUACGUUCGCUUACCACCGGCCGGCCGGCCGCGCGCUCUGCCAAUCGAUCGACAGCCAAAGAUACAAACCUCGCUGCGCCGGUCGGUGGUGAUGUGCAAGCGUGAGGUAGCCGACGGUGCCGACCAAGCUAGGCGGCUAGUUCACUUUGUUGUGUUUAUUUGCGAAAAGUUAAACGGCGAAUAAUUGAAAUCAAUUUAACAGGAACGCACAAUUUCAGUGUAAACAACGCGCCAGCGAAACAGGAGACCGAUGCACGGUGGGA